Molecule: messenger RNA, 3116 nt
Organism: Physella acuta
Lineage: Eukaryota; Metazoa; Mollusca; Gastropoda; Physidae
Product: toll-like receptor 4
Biological process (GO): inflammatory response; toll-like receptor signaling pathway
Cellular component (GO): plasma membrane
Molecular function (GO): signaling receptor activity; protein binding
Source: RefSeq, a predicted model, not a curated record
GAAAACCCAACCCAGACCACGUAUAUUAUUGUUUCCCUUUUCGCUGUGAUUACACUUAAAUCCAUGUCACAAGCAUGUCUUUGUGCGCCUGGUAUGCUGGGUUGUGGAUUAUGGGCUUUCUACCAGUCUUUGCGUUGAUUACUGUUGUGAACAGUGUUCACUCGUACAAGGUUGUGAGCCAGCCGCUGAUAUACGCCAGCGAAAAUGUAGACGACAUUAGAGCUACCAGUAAGACAGUGCUCCCCGGGGAUGAAAAUCAUCAGGCCCAGGUUCCUUCAGCCAUCAACCACAACGAGUUUAUCUGUGGGGUGUGCAACUGCUCUAAGGAAAACCCAGCUUCACAGCACCACCUCAUCGCUAACUGUGAAAACAAAAACUUGCAUGCAAUCCCUGCAGGACUUCCAGUUGAAUUAUGGUCUCUGCGUUUAUCGUACAAUAAAAUUAAUUCACUGCCUACGUCUGACAUUCUAUAUUAUCCCAAAAUGGAGCAUGCUGUUAUGUCUUCCUGCAAAAUUAGCAGGGUAACAAGUAACAAUACCGUCCAUAAUUUGACGUCACCGUUGUUAUUCUUAGAUCUAUCUGCAAACAAUAUUAAAUCUAUUACAGAUGGCAGCUUCAGGUUGUUGCCAAAACUGAAAACACUUUUACUGAACAAAAACAAAUUGGAUAGAAUCACCAACUACACGCUUGAGGGUCUUACAGAACUAACACGCUUAGAUGUGUCGACCAAUAGUAUUAAAUGCAUCGAGUACGGCGCAUUCCAGCACACAACACACCUGACAUUCUUAAACUUAAGCCACAACAAAGUGUUCGGCUAUACCUGGAAGUUUUUACCAUCAGAUUUGUUCGAGCCUUUAAGAGAGUUGAAAGUAAUCGAUCUUCAGUACAUAGCCCGUGGCGAGCUCAAUUAUCCGAACAAGGCUUUGGGAAUGUUGACUAACCUGGAGCAGCUCUACAUUGACGGUCUGGGAAAUGACGUGGAGUUUGGACCCCAGUUGCAAACAUUACGUAACUUAACUCACCUCCAUAUAGGUGGAGGGACACAUUGUUCGUUAAAAAACAUCAGUUCGACUUUUUUCCAAAACAUCCCUUACAUAAAGUAUUUAUACAUUUAUAGCUGUAAAGUCAUGCAUGUUGAUUUUACGGCUUUUUCGAAAAUAAAUCUCACAUUGUUGUCUCUUAAGGUAUUGGAUAACUACGAUCUGUACACAGCUUUUGAUGACUUACAAGGGCUUCAGUAUUCGUCGCUUAAAUCUCUUCAUUUUAUCCAUCUGUAUCAUUCCACUUAUCCGUGUCGUUAUCUCAACGCGGCACAAGCCAAAUAUAUAAGAAACAUCGCACUCGAUGAACUUGAUCUCUCAUCAAACAGGUUGGCUCUGUUAGGUGAUGAUUUCUUACAAAAACUGCCGAGAACCUUGAAGAGGCUUGUGUUAAGAGAAAACCAGCUUUCUCUGAAAAGUUUUAUUCUUAACCGCAUCGAUUACUUGAAGGAUCUGAUAACCCUUGACCUUUCAGAACAAAACGCUGACGUGCCCUGGAACGUGCCUCAACAGUUAGAGAAAUGUCCAGUGUCGCGGUUACACUCUACAAGUUCUUCAGAAGGUCGCUUCCAGAACUUUGAAAUAGUAAAACAAAAUUUCAAUGCAAGUUCUCCAAGUGAACCUGUUGGUGUUAGAAAAAAAUGUUCUAAGCUUUUCACCCCUGCAAGGCUCAGUUUAACCACAGCAUACGAUGUAAAUGCACCGCCUCUCAAAAUUCCACCAAGCCUUCAAGUUCUUAAAGCCUCCCAGUACAGCAGUUUUGGAACCAUUUUAUUUAUUAACCACCUUGAUCCGAACAACAGCCUUACAGACAUUGAUUUUUCUGAAAGUUUCCUGACAACUUGGGGACAUGGUUUUCUACCCGCAACGUUUCAGAUAAUUAAAUUAAGCAAAAAUUUCUGCAAGCACAUUAAUCCUCAAUUUUUUCCCAAAAAUAAUUCAGUAAAAUUCCUUGACCUUUCGGACAACUCACUGGGGUCAGAUUUUGCGGUAGACAUCAACGGCACAAUUUUCUCGACCCUGACAAACGCCAUUGAAUUGGACAUUUCUCGUAACCUGAUUUACAAACUCUCUCGACAAUUCUUUCGUGGCCUGAAGCAUCUCGUCUCUCUGAGACUCUCAGAAAACAAACUCCAGACACUCAACUCGUCGUUUGCCCACAUGAAACAUCUCCGCCUUCUUGACCUCAGUAAAAACUCCAUUGUUUGGAUUGACAAGAGAGUCCGUGAUGAACUAGAUGAAAUUGGCGAGAAGCUUUCGAUAGACUUGACCUCUAACCCCUUGUCCUGCACGUGCUCUUCCCUUGAACAGAUCGUUUGGAUGAUGAAGACGAAGAUAACAUUGUUAAACGAAGACUACCUUUAUUGUACAUUCGACGACGGCAUUGACAGACCGAUAGGAAACCUCCAGAAGCGAGUUCAGUCCCUCCAGAGAAUGUGCGCCUCAAAAGCUUUAGUUAUUGUAGUUUGUGUUGCUCUAAUCUGCUUGCUUGGCACCGUGGCGGGAUUUGUCGUCAUCUACCGCAACAGAUGGAAGCUUCGUUACAUCAGGAACAUCGCCGUGGCUAAACUGGUUGGGUUUGAACCAAACGGCGCUAACGAUGAAGGCUUUCGUUUCGAUGCUUAUAUUUUGUACACAGAAAACACACGUAACUUUGUGAUCAAUGAUUGCCUUAGAGAGCUAGAAGAGAAAAGGGGACAUAAGCUCUGUGUCGCAGACCGCAACUUUCUGCCUGGAACUCUCAUCAUCUCCGAUAUCGUCAGCGCCGUUCAAAACAGUUCAAAAACUGUGCCGGUCUCCGAGCCAGGCUUAUACGCGGAUGACGAAUAUUCGGAAUACUCCGUCAAGAUGGCAAUCAUGGAGGAGGUGUUCAAAGCGAGGCAGGUUCUGCACGUGAUUGUACUGGAACCAACACCGGCAGACGACAUGCCUGUAGAUUUACUUGUGGCCAUGAAAAGAAAUAGCUACACGGAGUUUCCACCAGCGGAUGAAAGAAAUGAAGAAUUACUGGAGCAUUUCUGGGACCAGGUUUCCCUGGCGAUAGGCCAUACAGCAAACAACCGUCAAUAAUUUCUA